Molecule: messenger RNA, 636 nt
Organism: Colletotrichum orchidophilum
Lineage: Eukaryota; Fungi; Ascomycota; Sordariomycetes; Glomerellales; Glomerellaceae
Exons: 2
Coding region: 1-636 (211 amino acids)
Biological process (GO): protein ubiquitination
Cellular component (GO): cytoplasm
Molecular function (GO): ubiquitin protein ligase activity
Source: RefSeq, a predicted model, not a curated record
AUGGCCACACAAUACGAAGUCGAGCACAACAUCAAGCCCGGGCCCUCAACCCAAGAAGGAACCCGCCGCAUCGACAUGUCCUCCUUCACCUCCUUCCUCUCAAACCUCACCACAACCGACUCCCAUCACGCUGGUGCCGCCGCCGGCGGUGCCGCCCACCACAACAACCCCCACGCGAUACCAACCCCCGUAGACGCAGCAGCCCUCUACAGCCUCCUCCAACAACAGUUCCAAACCCUCUUCUCUACCGCAGACCCAAACUCCCAAAACGCGGCCUUUCUCUCCUCCCUCGUCGAAGCCCUCGAGUCCGACAUCGCCAGCCCACCCACCGAAAUCCCAGGCGUCCCCCAAGAGUACCUCGACGCCCUCGACCGCGUCCCCGCAAAGGCCCUCAAGCAAAAGCCGGACGAGGCAUGCCCCAUUUGCGCCGAGAAAUUCCUCGACGACAAGUACCCCCUCGUCGUCGAGCUCCCUUGCCACAGCAGCCACCGCUUCGACCUCGAGUGCGUGAGCCCCUGGCUGCGGAGUAAAGGCAGCUGUCCCAUGUGCCGCAAGGACUUGACCAAGAAGAAGGAGCAGGUGGUUGUGCCAGACGACGACGAGGAGAAUGAAGAUCCUGAUGGAUUGUACGCGUAG